AUGACUGAACUGCAACCAAUACCACGAAUCGACUCUAGCAAGCGCCAGCCUUGCGGCAUUCUCGAAACUGAAAUACAGAAACACACAGUAUCAAAUACUCCACUUGGACUUUGGACUCGAACUGUUGCCAAGAUGUGUAAAUUCGCCCAGCGCGAGCGCGCGGAUAGAUCGAAAUACGCCUGGAAGUGGCACGACUGCGGUUCCGCAACCUGCAAAUCAUCGGUUCAGUACGACCCUUACCCACGUCCCAAGCAGCCCAAGGCUCCAGAGCCUCCAGCGGAACCUACCAUGGUAUGGAAUGGCUUUGUCUUGCCAUUGACCUGUGCCCCCGACACGAAGGUUUAUAAACGGCCGGGUAGCGCUAAGCGUUAA
This is a messenger RNA of Nannizzia gypsea CBS 118893, 372 nucleotides long. RefSeq lists its product as hypothetical. NCBI's taxonomy places the organism in Eukaryota, Fungi, Ascomycota, Eurotiomycetes, Onygenales, Arthrodermataceae. The record is from RefSeq and is a predicted model, not a curated record. The coding region runs from base 1 to 372 and encodes 123 amino acids. The transcript has 3 exons.